AUGAUAUCUAUUCAAUAUUUGUUAAUUAAUAUUGUAUCGAUACUAUCGCUGGCUUCUGCUGCCUCUAAUGCAUACUUUUCCGAUGUUCAAUUAAUGGACAAAUAUACUAAUACAAACAACUGUACCGAUGUAAACCAUUGGUUCUUGAUUGAAGCCGAGUUAUUUGCAAGCAAAGGUCAAAAAGAUGAUAUUUAUUUAACUGUACCAACUGAAUUUGGUGCCUUACCAUCUGCUUUCGAUUUAUUACACAACGACAAAGUUAUUGGUGCUGUGACAUCCAACUCGUCUAAUAUUUUAACUGUUUCUUUCUCCGAUUCAAAUGCCGCUAAUUUAACUACUUCAUUUAACUUUUUGGUUCAAUUAACUAAUUCAUCUAAAUCUGCUAUUGAACACCCUCAAACUAUUGAAUAUACCUUCGACGUCUCUACAGGUUCUUCUUUCAAUAAUGAGAUUAAUUACUUAGCAAAGGAUGUCUCUGCUUUUUCUAGCAAUGGUGGUAUUUACAAAGAAAACAGCACCGCCUGGUUUACUGUUGAUAUCCCAGUUUCUGCUUUGUCCAACUCACUAUUUGUCGAAGCCAUGCCAGAAAAGAACGGUGAUUUUACAUACAAUACCGAUCUCACUGAAUUUGAAAUUGUUAUAGAAAUUGACAAUUUUAACAAUCCAAUUAAAUCUAUUCCAUUCACUACUGCCCGUGAUCUUUCUGAUGAAUCAACAAUUCGAGUUUUAUUUAGCACCAAUAUCAGCGGUGGUAAAUACUUGCGUAUGAAUUUCUAUUCAAACAAAUUAAAAUCAGAAACUAUAACCAAUCUAGUAACUUUCGCAAACACAUCUUCUCGUUCAUUAUCAAAAAGACAUGAAAUGUUUGUAAUUCCAUCCAAAUUACAUUCAAGAUCGCUGGCCAAUGUUUUUGUCUCAAAAGAUAGUACGGAAGUUUCCGGGACUGAAUCUGAUUACAUUCCUUCAUCUUAUCUAUAUUCUAAUGUUUCAAGCUCAGUUACAUAUAAUUCAGUUGAAGACAUUACCUCAUUGGACUAUGAAACUUCUUCUUUAGAUUUACAAACCUCAUUUAUUGAAGAUGAUGCCAGCUCCUCAUCUAUGGAAUCUUUUGUAAACACUGAAGUUGCAUCAUCUUACUCUAUUGAACAAUCCAAUGCUGUUUCUGAAUACUCCUCCUAUGGUGUCGAACAAUCUUCCUCUCCUGAAGAUGAAGGUACUUUAACUGAGGAAUAUGAAUCAUCUAGAUCCUCUGAGGCUGCUACCUCUGAAAGUAGUGAGAACUAUGAAACUUCUGAAUCUGAUGACAUUAUCGAAACUGUAUCUGAAUCCCUUUCUACAUAUGAAAGCACACCUUCAAGUUCUGAAAUUGUUGUUAUGUCAUCGAGCGCAAACGAAACAACGAGUUCAAUCCAAACAAUCGGAAUCGACGCUGAACUAUUAACACUUGCUGGUUCAUGUUCUAUGUAUUCUUCAGUUGUGACAUCCACUGUCGUAGAUUCAACAACUUUCUCCUCUGUUAUGACAACUAUCUCUGCUAGUACACGCUCUUCCACCUCUUCCUCUUCAUCCACCUCAUCCACCACGCCCGCCACACCCUCCUCUACUAUUGCUGAAUUAUCUACCACUUCCAAAUCUUCUUCCAUAUCUAGUACUAAAACUUUGUCGUCAGCUAGUGAAUACAGUGUUGCUUUAUCAAGUGCCAGUACAACUUCAACGGAAAGUAUUCUAACCAUAUCAUUACUAUCAUCGAACUUUGAUUCAACAUCUACAAACGCAAAGGCUGCUGGAGAAUUGACUUCUACAAUUGUAACUACAACUAUUAAUGGCGAAGUAACAACAUUCACUACAUUUCUAGCAGUUUCUACUUUAUCAUCAAGUGAUAUCACGGAUAAUACUUCAUCUUUCAGUGUUCCUGAAAUCAAAUCGACUGAAGUUGCAAUUUAUUCUAAUUCUACAUCCUUUGCGCCAGAAAUAAUCACUUCUUCUGAUGUUGAAAUGGUAGCCACUUUAUUAACCACCACAAUCGAUGGAGUUGUAUCUUCCUAUACCACUUAUUACGCUAUUUCGACUCUGAACCCAUCUCAAACUGAAAAUGUGGAUGCUAAUGCAAGAAGUCAAACAACAUCUACAGUUACUAACUCUUCUAGCAUUUAUUCUGUAUCUUCAGCAACCUCCCCAGCAGUAACCACAUCUGAUGAUAUUAUAUACUCUCAAACGGUUAUUACUACCACAUUUGAGGGUUCCCUAACAACAUAUACUACUUUCUAUCCAGUUUCGACCAUUUAUGCUAACACUAGUUCAAUAUCUACUACGUCUAGAUCGAGUACAAGUAAUGACAACGUCUCACUGAGUGUUGUUACUCAAACUGUUGAUGGAAUGAAAACUAGUUAUAUUACUACCUGUCCAUUAUCAAAGUCAACUAGUCAUACUAAGAACAUUGAUGCAGAAGAUUUAUCACAGCAAACUGACACUGUUUCAGGAUAUACUGUUAUCACAUCUACUAUUUCUGGUAAAGUUACAAAGUUUACUAGUUGGUAUGCUGUAAGCACAAUCUCUUCUUCCGGUACAUUGGUAAAAUCGAAGAGUACUUCUUCGGUAAUUGCUUUCACAGCUUAUUCUGCCACUGUUAUCACCACGACUAUUGAUGAUACUUUAACUACAAAAACAACUUCUGUCCCAUAUACUACUAUUAGCGCCACAGAUUUUACAACCUUAAGUCAAGAACUAGGAUACAAUGCUACUUUACAUUCUACGACAUUAAAAAACAGUAAUUCAAAGACAAUUUCAUUGGCAGCUGAUUUGAAAACAACUACUUCAUCUACAUCUGCAACAUCCAAACAAUCAAGUACUUUGAAAACAACAUCUUCAUCUUCCGACUUUUCUACAUUAAACAGCAUAAAAGAAAGUAGUUUAAGCGUUCCUACUAGUAUUUUAAGUUUAACUUCGUCAACAGUAUAUGGAAGUAAUACUGAAUCUUUGACCACUACAUCUACUGUGAGAGUAACAUUAGCUCCGGGUGUAGAUCAAGUCUCAUCGAUUCUUGGCCAAACUUCUUUGAUUACUUCUAUUUCAACAGGAAACUCAACUCAAGAAAUAAUAUCACAGUAUGAAGACUCAGCUAAUAUUAUUAAAUCAAACCUAUCAAGUUUGAUUGUUUUAUUAAUUGCAGCUUUCAUUUAA
Molecule: messenger RNA, 3180 nt
Organism: Tetrapisispora phaffii CBS 4417
Lineage: Eukaryota; Fungi; Ascomycota; Saccharomycetes; Saccharomycetales; Saccharomycetaceae
Gene: EGT2
Product: Egt2p
Exons: 1
Coding region: 1-3180 (1059 amino acids)
Source: RefSeq, a predicted model, not a curated record